Molecule: messenger RNA, 1494 nt
Organism: Ricinus communis (castor bean)
Lineage: Eukaryota; Viridiplantae; Streptophyta; Magnoliopsida; Malpighiales; Euphorbiaceae
Product: 2-hydroxyisoflavanone dehydratase
Exons: 1
Coding region: 487-1416 (309 amino acids)
Molecular function (GO): hydrolase activity
Source: RefSeq, a predicted model, not a curated record
GGAUCAUUGGUGAUGGUAUGAUUCUGGGUCAAAGUCAGCAAUAUGAAACGUAUGCAAAAGUAAGCAGCUUUGUCUACAAUGCUUGGGCUUGAUCCAAUUUUUUGCUGGGUAUCUAUUCUGGGCUAUGUUCAUUUUAAACCCAAUUUAGACCUCCAUUAGCAGAGACUAACAGGUCAACCAGAUUAUCUUCUUGCUCUUUUUAGGACCGGUAGUUACUACUAAUACUAUCUAUGGUGUAAGACCGACAAGUAAGGAACUAAAUUUAUUAAAGAAAGCUUUAAGGUGGCUUCGUUAAACCCAAUACAGAGGUAGCUAGAAGCUUCCAUCAUGUUUCAUGCGGCUGUACUUUUUCAACACUAACAAUCCCUCUACACUGCGUACUUAACCUCAUCGCCUCCCUCAACAAAACAUAACCAAAUACCAAACUUUCUUAGUCCCCUCUUUCUUGAUUCUUUGAUUCCCGAUUCUUGAUUCUCUUUCUUUCCAAUGGCAUCGCCACAAAUUGAUAAUAAUGAUGAAGUUGCCAAAGAGUUCAGAUUCUUCAAAGUGUACAAAGAUGGAAGAAUCGACAUGUUCCUCAAAAAUUGGGAAACCAUACCACCAUCUGAUGACCCUGUGACAGGUGUCCAAUCCAAAGAUGUUGCCAUCUCUAAACAACCACCAGUCUCUGCUCGUAUUUUCUUGCCUAAACUCCAAAACCUUAACAAUAAUAAUAACAAACUCCCUGUCUUGUUUUACAUACAUGGGGGUGGUUUUUCCAUGUUGUCUGCCUUUUCACCUCAUUACCAUAAUUACUGCAGUUCUCUAGCUGCUGAGGCUAGUGUUAUUGUUGUUUCUGUUGAGUAUGGUCUCUUCCCGACCCGACCGAUACCCGCAUGCUACGAUGACUCGUGGGUGGGGCUCCAAUGGGUAGCGUCUCAUGUUCAUGGAAAUGGACCUGAAAAGUGGUUGAAUGAUCAUGCUGAUUUUGAGAAAGUUUUUAUUGGCGGGGAUAGCGCUGGAGGUAAUAUAACACAUACUUUGGCUUUUCGGGUCGGGACAAUCGGGUUACCCAAUGGAGUUAAGGUGGUUGGGGCGUUUUUAGUGCAUCCAUAUUUUGGGGGAAGUGAAGAUGAUGAGAUGUGGAUGUAUAUGUGUCCAGACAAUAAAGGGUUGGAUGAUCCUAGAAUGAACCCACCUGUAGAGGAUAUUGCCAAGCUCGGUUGUGAGAAAGUGCUGGUUUUUGUGGCAGAAAAAGAUCAUUUGAAUGGUCCGGGCAAGAACUAUUUUGACAAGUUGAAGAAGAGUGGAUGGAAAGGAAGUUUUGAAUUUGUGGAGAAUGAAAAGGAUGAACAUUGUUUUCAUUUGCGUAAUCCUGACUAUGAGACAGCUGUGGAGAUGAAGAGGAAAAUUGUUUCGUUUCUAAAACAAGAAUAAUUUGGUUCUAUUUUAUGAGGGCAUGUAACCUUGAUAAUAAAAGAUUCAGUGAAUAAAACAUGUUUUCAAUUAUCGUGA